Messenger RNA from Hyaloscypha bicolor E, 321 nucleotides. RefSeq lists its product as uncharacterized. Bases 1 to 321 code for a protein of 106 amino acids. The transcript has a single exon. NCBI's taxonomy places the organism in Eukaryota, Fungi, Ascomycota, Leotiomycetes, Helotiales, Hyaloscyphaceae. The record is from RefSeq and is a predicted model, not a curated record.
AUGUAUUUUAAAACUAUCAUCCCCUUAAUCUUGCAUCUGCUGACUUUGACAGUAGGCCCCCCUGAACAAUACGUUGCGAAGGGCGAGAAGGCUGGAGAUCUUAAUAUGACUAAGAAGAAGCUGGGGAAAAUCUCAGAGUCGUGGCUCAGUGAAAAUGCUUCUCGUCGAAGAGCUCUUACUGGAAUGUACCGAAUGGAAGACCUGGCAGACUGUGCUCGCUUUCUGCAGAGAAAACUCGUGGCCGGUAUGACUAGCUCCAUGUCCACGGACGAAAGCUUCCUUGCAAAGAGUAACUCAUCGACUGCAAAUUAUUUGGUCUGA